This is a messenger RNA of Cylicostephanus goldi, 296 nucleotides long. The record is from the annotation of a GenBank genome assembly. Lineage: Eukaryota; Metazoa; Nematoda; Chromadorea; Rhabditida; Strongylidae.
AUGCAGCCAACCUUUGAUGGUUACGACGAUCUGGUGCAUUAUCAUCUGAGGGCCAUAGAAGCCAUAUUCGUACAUCAAACUGGACUCAAAGGUGUUUGCCCCACUUCUUUCCUCAAUGAGAAAAUUUUGCAAAAAGCGAGGCAGCGCAAAAGCCAGCUGACUGUGGAGAUGAAAUCGGAUAAGAUCUCUUUGUCCCGUCUCAAAGAGUUGUGCGAACUUCAAGAUUGGGAAGAAGAAUACUGGACCAUAAUUUGGGAUAAUUUGGCCAAUAUGUACAAAGAAGCUCGUAAGUAAAU